Cyclopterus lumpus (lumpfish) is the source of this 591-nucleotide messenger RNA. Its product is annotated as thiosulfate sulfurtransferase/rhodanese-like domain-containing protein 2. NCBI's taxonomy places the organism in Eukaryota, Metazoa, Chordata, Actinopteri, Perciformes, Cyclopteridae. The record is from RefSeq and is a predicted model, not a curated record.
AUGCGACUGGCAGGAGAUCAUCUGGAGCCGGAGGAGUUUCAUAAAGAAGUGCAGGCUCUGUUGGCAAAAGGGGAUUCGUGCAAUGACACCAUCCUCCUGGACUGCCGCAAUUUCUACAAGAGUCAAAUUGGGCAGUUUACUCAGUGUCUGGGCCCGAGCAAGUUCAGAUACUUCCCGGACUACGUCGACCAGAAGCUGGAACUGUUCAGAGACAAGAAGGUGUUGAUGUACUGCACAGGAGGGCUCUGCUGUGAGCGCGGCUCCGCAUACCUCCACUCCAAAGAUGUGUGUAAAGAGGUUUACCAGCUGAAAGGUGGAAUCCACAAUUAUCUGGAGCGAUUCCCGGAAGGUUUCUAUUGAGGGAAGCUUUAUGUGUUUGAUGAACGCUACGCCAUUUCCUCCAACUGGGACCAAUACGAACUCUGUUCCACCGAGUUCUGCUGUCAGCUGGUUCUGUCCUGUCCCGCCUAAAGACGGGACGACGGACACACUGCUUGCUGCCCCACCUGCCUAACCAAAGGACAGGCUCCGCACCACAGAGAGGAGUGUGAGUGCACUGACGGACGUCCCAGAAUCCCUCAGGAUGCGUAG